Molecule: messenger RNA, 447 nt
Organism: Cordyceps fumosorosea ARSEF 2679
Lineage: Eukaryota; Fungi; Ascomycota; Sordariomycetes; Hypocreales; Cordycipitaceae
Product: Mss4-like protein
Exons: 2
Coding region: 1-447 (148 amino acids)
Molecular function (GO): carbon-sulfur lyase activity
Source: RefSeq, a predicted model, not a curated record
AUGACGACCGAGCUGCCUACCACCGUGAGCGGCGGCUGCCUCUGCGAAGGCGUCCGCUACACCAUCACCUUCCCCCCCGACCAUGAUUUUCUGCGCGCCGCCUCGACCUGCCAGUGCUCGCAGUGCCGCAAGCAGACCGGCGCCCUCAUCUUCCGCGCGCACAAGGUGCCGCGCGCCGGCCUCGUGUGGACAUCGCGCGCGACGCUGCGCACCUACCGGGCGUCUGCCAACGCGGAGCGCGGCUUCUGCGGGGCGUGCGGCGGGAUGCUCUUCUGGGCCGCCGACGGGGAGGACCGGGUGAGCGUGUGCGUGGGCUCGCUGGACGGGGAGGCGCUGAGCAGGUACGGGAGGGCGCUGACGUACGCGGAGAGGCACCUGUACUGCGUCAACGAGAUAGAGGGCGUGACGGACCACUUGCCGGGGAGGAGGUACCAGGGGGAUGAUUAA